This is a messenger RNA of Laetiporus sulphureus 93-53, 1143 nucleotides long. RefSeq names its product PDT-domain-containing protein. Gene Ontology annotation, molecular function: prephenate dehydratase activity; chorismate mutase activity. Gene Ontology annotation, biological process: L-phenylalanine biosynthetic process. Gene Ontology annotation, cellular component: cytoplasm. The coding region runs from base 93 to 1049 and encodes 318 amino acids. The record is from RefSeq and is a predicted model, not a curated record. Lineage: Eukaryota; Fungi; Basidiomycota; Agaricomycetes; Polyporales; Laetiporaceae. The transcript has 5 exons.
GAAACUAUUUGGCCGCCUACUAAGAGCUCGUUGAUUGCACGGAAUACAUCACCUCGCUUCGGCUCAUUGAGACUGUCAAUAAGUGAGGCAAAAUGACCAAGGAACUGGAGAUGUCUGCCUUGCCCAAACUGGCCUUCCUUGGGCCGCCAGGCUCGCACUCGUACCAGUGUGCUCGAAAUGCUUUCGGCUCUAGCGCGGAGUAUGUUGAGAGGCAGACAAUCUCAGAUGUAUUCAAUGCAGUGUCCACAGACAUACCGUUCGCCGUCAUCCCGCAAGAAAACAGUCUAUACGGUUCAGUCACAGAAACAUAUGAUCUGCUCCGAUUACCCGAGGUUGGAGAGCAUAAAUUCGUCCGGGGGGAAGUCGUACUACCCAUCCGCCAUUCUCUGGUUGCACGUAAAGGAGUGAAACUAGAGAACGUACACAGAGUGCUCAGUCACGAACAGGCGUUAGGCCAAUGCGCGCGCUUUCUGUCAGAGAAAUUGCCUGAGGCAACGCGCAUCAAGACGCCAUCCACUUCGGCGGCAGCACAAGCGCUCCUAUCGGACAGUGAGGAAGAUAGAGCAACUGAGAGCGCCGCAAUAUGCUCGUCUCUCUGCGUCACAGUGUUCGACGGGCUGGAUAUCUUGCAAGACGAUAUCCAAGAUAGCAAUUCGAACCGCACACGAUUCUAUAUCCUGGCAAACUCCCUUGAAACGUCGCUCCCACCCGCGUUUCAGCCUCCACCUCCACGGCACGCCCUCGUGCGCGUCUCACUCAAACAACCGUCCGAUACAAGCUCCGAAAUGUCUCCGAAAAAUCGCCUCAUCGCGAUUGUUCUCAGCACGCUAUACACGACAUUCGGAAUGCCUGCGAGGAGGAUAGACAGACGGCCGUCAUUAUCAGACGUGCCCUUCGAGGACGUCUACAUGAUCGAGCUGGAGGACACGGUCAGCACAACGGAUGAGUCUCACGACGCUCUGAGAGAAACGAUGUUUGCGCGCGUGAGAGCCGGGAUUCAGAAGGUGCAAGAUGCAGGCGGUGAAGCAUCUCUACUGGGUAUAUGGUAGUACUCGGGACCAUGCGUAUGCGAAUUGUUUUUUUUUAAAUUUAUUUUAGAUUUCAUGUAAACUUCGACAUCGUCUAUACUAGAUUCUACAAGGC